Messenger RNA from Pochonia chlamydosporia 170, 5226 nucleotides. RefSeq names its product transposon polyprotein reverse transcriptase. Lineage: Eukaryota; Fungi; Ascomycota; Sordariomycetes; Hypocreales; Clavicipitaceae. The coding region runs from base 1 to 5226 and encodes 1741 amino acids. Gene Ontology annotation, molecular function: nucleic acid binding. The transcript has 3 exons. Gene Ontology annotation, biological process: DNA integration. The record is from RefSeq and is a predicted model, not a curated record.
AUGACCGACUCCAAGAUGGACGAGGUCAAAGACUGCCGCAAGCUCAAAGGCAAGACCAACUUCGUCAGUUGGAAACGUGAGUUUGAGCGCGCUGCCAAAACGAAUGAUAUCCUUGAAUAUCUCACCGGCGAAGAAGUGGUCCCUUCAAAGCCUAGGAAGGAAGACUACUUUGAGAAGCCUGGCGGAAUCGACACACGUCGUUUCACCCGAGCAAUGUCAGCUCAGGCCCAGACCGCCACUCCUUCGACUGAAAGUGACGCGGAAAUGCAUGAUAUCCAGACCAUGGUGUCAACCAGUGACAGCCUUCGAUGGCAGAUUGAAAUCAGGGAACACGAAAAGGCCAAGGAAAGGAUGAAGCUUGCAGGCAAAAUGCUUGACUCCUGGGUCUGCGAAGGCAUCAAGAUUGAGAUCGAGGAAUUUGCGGACGCUAAAAAGGCUUAUGACUUCAUCAAGAAGCGCUACGCUGUCACCAACGAGCGUGCUCGCGACGACUUACUGAAUGUGCUACACGAGCUUAAGCUUGACGACUGCUCAUCCAUGACGGAGUACACCAAUAAAGUGCGCCAAGUCAAAGCGGACCUCAAGACUGUCCGGUACCACAUGACCGACGACAUGCUUGCCACUGUCCUCCUCCACGGCCUCCCACCGAACUAUCGCGACUUCAAAGAGAAGUACGACUGGAUCCGCUCGACCAAACCCGAUGAUUCCCCUGAUCUGGAUUAUCUCUAUGAACGCCUCCAUGUCGAGGAAGUCAAACAAACCCGCCUGAAGGAAGGAAAAAAGGCCAAGGACAGGGUAAAAAAGACAGCAAGCAGCUACAGUAACAAUCCUAGCGGUGGUGCUGGUUCCAUCGGCAGCAGAAGACCAAAGCGAGAGGACAAGAGUCAAUUGAAAUGCACUUAUCCUGGAUGUGGCAAGAUCGGCCAUACCGAAGAAACUUGCUGGACCAAAGAACCAUCCAAGGCUCCACGUUCGUUCAAGGAUAGGAUUGCUGCCAACACCGACAACAAACCCAUCGACGGUAUGGGUGCCACCACGGAGACCAAUCUCACCACAUUCAGAGAUGCUUACUCUGUUGCCGAUGACCUAGGUACAGCUCCCUCCCCUGCACCUCAUGCGAACGCAGCUGACAUUUCGCCACAGACGCGUAAUGUUAGUGCUAGUAUGGAGUUGCAGAGAUGGGGGGGAGCUAGUGCUGGCGAUUGGCAGUAUAGAGAAUCGGGACUUUCAACAAGGACCUUGGGAGCUUUCUUAGUUGGUACAUCCUGUACACCAGAUACAUGGCUAGCAGAUACCGGAGCGAAUAUGCACAUUGUCAACAACAUCAAAUGGUUCAAAAAGGGCACUUUUCGUCCCUUCAAUGAUUGCUCCAUAGACCUUAGCACUGCUGAUGAGUCUACCACUCUCGAAGUAAAAGGCGGAGGUGCAGUUCGAGUCAUUCUCAAAAACCCUGAUGGAAUUCCUGUGACCGUGUCACUGUCAGAAGUUGCUUACGCUCCCCAAGGAAAAUGCAAUCUGUUCUCAGGAGGCAUGUUCGCUCAGAAGGCCAAGUUAACGGGUGUCUACAACGACAAAUACAUGACGUGGAUCGAUGGUAAAGGACAUAAAAUUGGCCAUGCCACCUUUGAGAGCGGACUUUACCAUCUCGACGCAGGAAGAGCGCCCAGCUCUCUCGAAUCAGGAGAGAUCGUUGCCGCCACAGUAGACUUUGACGACCCUGUGUGGAAAUGGCAUCGACGACUCGGGCACCUCGGUUUCCAGAAUAUGUUGAAGUUACUAGACUCUUCCACAGGAAUGGAGAUUACAGCAGCACAGGUAAGGGCCAAGCUGAAGGCUGUGUGUCCUGUAUGUGCAGUCACACGGGCUUUAGUCAAGAUCCCACGGGAUCCAGCCAAGCGACACGCGCAACGACCGGGACAGAUGGUACAUGUCGAUGGUUGGGGACCCUAUCCGAUCGAGGGUUUUGACGGCACGAAAUACUUUCUAUUCAUCACCGAUGACUGCACCCGGUACACGUGGACUGCACGCUUUAACCGCAAGUACCAGUUAUUCGAAGUCUUCAAAUCCCUGAUCAACUUCAUCCAGAAGACCUACAACAUCACCAUUCGAUGUUGUCGUUUGGAUAAUGAAUUUGAACGCGGACCGAUUGGCAGAUGGUGUGACAAGCACUCAAUUGCCCGUGAACCCAUUGAACCUUACGCUCACUACCAGAACGGAGUCGCGGAAAGAACCAAUCGCACCAUCCGAGAAAGAACAUCGCCCAUGGUGCAGGAAACAUCGAUUUCUGGACAAGUCUCAAAAAUCAUCUCAGAGAAAGGCACUGAGCUCUUGCGAAUCUCAAAAAUCCCCGAGAAUCUUUGGCCGGAAGCUAUACAACAUGCCGUCUGGCUCAAGAAUCGAACCCCAGCACGCGCUCUUCGCAAGAAAGACGCGAAAACACCAUAUGAAGCCCUGAAGGGCGACAAACCCACCCUCACAAGAGAGCGUAUCUGGGGAAGUCGGGCGUACGUCACCUACCCCCAAGAAUUUCGGACCACGGCCGAAAUGACAAAGCUGCACAGUCCCCGAGGCUGGUUGGGCUAUUUUGUUGGAUGUGAGAGCGAGGCGAUGUACCACAUCUACUCUCCCGAGAAGCACAAGGUCUAUAGAAUCGGUACGGCCAGAGUUGAGGACGGGGAGGGACUGGACGAUCCUCAUGAUGCACCUUGCCUGGAGGACAGAGUCCCUACCAGGGACGUCGAGAUCUCAGAUCAACUCGUUCCCGAUGCCGACAAUGAUGUAACGGAUGACCAGAGUAGUAAUGAUGGGGAGGCUCCACCUCUUCUAGCAGAGACAGAGUCUUCUAUGAACUUGCAUCUACCAGACGCAGAAGACACUACACAUCAGCUUCAGCCUGUUGAAGGAGACACGGACACAGACCAUGAGAGCGAUGACGACGCUACCGAACCUGGAAUUGUUUCCAGAUACUUUGACCAACCAAGGCACGCUGGCAUGGUGAAGCGCAUGAUUAUUGCGGACAACACGGUGGUGGCACCAGAAGGGAGUCGCCAAGCUACACAUGAACAAACCAGAGUUGGUCGAGACGUCUCCACAGAAGCAUCAGACGUGGAUGACGACUCGUGGUAUUACUCAGACGACGGGAAAGUGUCUGAAGCCUACUGGACAUUCGCGGCUAAGCACGGAAAUCGCCACAUGAAAAACUACCUUCCCGAUGAAGCUAAAUGUGAUUGCGGACUGGUAUCGAGAACGAGUCGAGUGCCAGGUGCACCGAUACCUAGUGGAUUCGCCUCUGUUGGCCAUUUAGAAGAAGGAGAGCCAUCCGAUGAUGAGUGCGUACAAGGAAGCACGUCGCUUGCAACCUGUAAUUACCGCAGAUCCGAUGGCACGUACGAAUCAUGGACAAUUCGGCCUUUCCAGUCAACUAUUGCGGGCGAGACAAGUCUCCGCGAAGAUUAUGAACAAUAUGCAGGUCGCAAAAAACGAAAAGUAUCGAAAGGACUUGCGGCAUUGAGAGACGAAGUCUCUACAAGAAAAAAACGAAACGGACAAUCUCAAAUUCGUGGAAUCUCUGAAGACACCGACGAUGCCAUUAUCCAAGAUACACAGCAAACAUUUAAAAACGGUCGCCAUAAGUUUGCAUUCGGCCUAUCGGCACACGGCGACAGGAGAAAGUCGCCUCUUGAGUUGAUGCUGAAGGACAAGACCGACGCGAAAUACCACAACGCCAAGACAGAAGAAUUGACUUCUCACAAAGAGAGAGGCACUUGGGAUAUCGUCCCUUUACCUAAGGGCAUUAAACCGGUGACGUCUCGAUGGGUGACUACUGAUAAAUGUGGGCCAGAUGGACGCAUCACAAGGCAUAAAGCUCGCCUGGUCGCAAGGGGGUUCCAGCAAGAGAAGGGAAUCGACUACGAAGAGACCUUUGCGUCUGUAGUCAAACCAGCGUCAACACGCAUCUUGCUUGCAAUAGCGGCUGUUCUUUCAUGGCCAGUUCAUCAGAGCGAUAUCAAAACUGCCUUUCUGAACAGCAACCUCGAUAGACCAGUUUAUAUGAAAUCACCCAAAGACACCAAGCUUCCUCCUGGAUAUUGCCUCUUACUCCUCAGAGCCCUCUAUGGACUGAAGCAAUCACCUCGCGCAUGGUACCAGAAACUUCGAACAACCUUACAAACCUGGGGGUGGCGCAUGUCAGCUUUCGAUCCUUGUGUCUUCAUCAAUGACAACGCCGGACUCAUACUUGAAGUCCAUGUAGAUGACAUCAAUGUCAUGGGCAAGGACCUCCAAAAGAUACUUGAUUUCAAGAUCAAAAUCUCCCAAACGUUUCCAAUGACAGAUGAGGGGGAGUGCUCAUGGUACCUAGGUAUGCACGUUGAGCAAAAGCCUGGAAAGAUCCGCAUACAUCAGAAGAAGUACAUUGACGAGAUUGUCGCCAAGUACGGCUUCCGCAACGUCGCACCAGUCAAGACACCUCUCGACAAAAACAUCAGACUUUCAAUACAGGAGGGCUACAUUGCUCAUCCCAAAUUUCGCACCGAAUAUCAAUCUAAAGUCGGUUCGCUCAAUUUUGCCAGCAAUCAGACAAGACCAGACAUCGCUUUUACGACGGGCUAUGUGGCACGAUACUCAUCGAACCCAACCCAAAAGCACAUGGAUGCUGUGGACCGCAUUUUUGCGUACCUCAAAAACGACCCAGAAAAAGGAAUUGUCUACUCUGGCAAAUACGGUCUUCGACUCGCCGGUUUUGUAGACAGUGACUUUGCCGGAUGUGAAGACUCACGCAGAUCGACGACGGGGUGGGUGUUUACACUCGCGGGCGGACCGGUUUCCUGGUCAUCACAGAGACAGAAGACAGUGGCUACAUCAACGAUGGAUGCAGAGUACAUUGCAGGCGCAGAGGCUGCAAAGGAAGCUGUGUGGAUUCGCAAUUUCAUUAACGACCUUCGUAUCCCAGGGGUUCAUAUCGAUACAGUCCCGCUAUAUAUCGACAGCAACUCGGCCCUGAAACUUACCAGGAAUCCGGAGUUCCACAGCAGAUCCAAACAUAUCGACGUCAAGCACCACUUUAUUCGCGAAAAAGUCGACGAAGGUGUCAUCAACACUAUGCGAGUAAAUACAAAAGACAACCUGGCUGACGUAUUCACCAAAGCCCUGCCAAGGCCCGCACAUGAGGAUCUGGUGAACCGUCUGAGCCUUUUGUCAGGGGGAGACCCGGAAAAAGCCCAGUAA